Morus notabilis is the source of this 1181-nucleotide messenger RNA. RefSeq names its product phosphatidylcholine:diacylglycerol cholinephosphotransferase 1. The transcript is spliced from 3 exons. The record is from RefSeq and is a predicted model, not a curated record. Bases 248 to 1117 code for a protein of 289 amino acids. NCBI's taxonomy places the organism in Eukaryota, Viridiplantae, Streptophyta, Magnoliopsida, Rosales, Moraceae. Gene Ontology annotation, molecular function: diacylglycerol cholinephosphotransferase activity.
UGCGGCCCAACCAUUUUGUUGCUAUAUAAAAAGAAUAAAGCGUUACACUGGCGUCUGACCCUAAUCCCUCCAGUCAGACUGAGGCAGAUAGAUCGCCAUUGGUGGUGGGAGAGAUCUGAGAGAGAUUUGCAUCCGCCGCCCCCUUUCACUCCUAGGAAACUCCGUCCUGACCCCACUUCCUCCCUUUUUAUAUCAUCCAAGCCCAUCCCCACACAAUGACAUCCCUUCACAUUGCCCUUCUCUCCCCAUGAACGGCGCCGUUUCAACCCCCUCGGUCCUCACCCUCACGCUCAAGAACAGGCGGGCCCCACCAAACUCCGAUCAAGACGCCGCAGCCGCCGCCAGUACCGACGUCGAUAUGGGAAUGGCGAAGAAGGGCCACCUCAGCAACAUCGCAGCUCGCGCCUUCUUCAUGACGUGGACGGCCGACGACCUCCUACACGUGGCGAGGUUCCAUUGGCUGCCUUGCGUGUUCGCCGCGGGGCUGCUGUUCUUCAUGGCCGUGGAGUACACGCUCCGCAUGGUGCCGUCGUCGUCGCCGCCUUUCGAUCUGGGAUUCGUUGCCACGCGCCACCUCCAUCGCGUGCUCGCCUCCUCGCCCCACCUCAACACCUUGUUCGCUGCUCUCAAUACGGUGUUUGUAGGGAUGCAAACGGUGUAUAUACUUUGGACGUUUUUGAUUGAAGGGCGUCCGAGAGCCUCUAUCUCAGCACUCUUCAUGUUCACAUGCCGGGGUAUUCUAGGCUAUUCCACCCAGCUUCCAUUACCUCAGGGUUUUCUGGGAUCGGGAGUGGACUUUCCGGUGGGGAACGUGUCCUUCUUUCUGUUCUUUUCGGGUCAUGUUGCGGGGUCAGUAAUUGCAUCUCUAGACAUGAGGCGAAUGCAGAGGUUCGAACUAGCAUGGACUUUUGAGGUGCUCAAUGUGCUGCAAGCGGUGAGGUUGCUCGGCACAAGAGGUCACUACACCAUAGAUUUGGCCGUCGGUGUUGGUGCUGGAAUUCUAUUCGAUUCCCUUGCCGGCAAAUAUGUAGAAAGCAAGAGAAAAGAAACAUUUGUAGCUGCUGCACCUAAUCCUUCUAAAACAAUUACAACUACUAAAGAAGCUUUCUUGACGUAAACAAGAUGGCACAAGAAAAUUCCUAGUCUAGAUCAGAUCAUAAGCGACAGUUGUUUAGCUUGCC